AUGGAUAUGAAGGUAUUAGAAGAAGAGUUGAAAAAGGGUUGGGAAGCAACUAGUCAACUACGAUCAUUACUACUUUUUCCACCCGAAUUAGAAUGUGGUAAUGCAAGUAGUAAUAGAGAUUACCAAAAUCAAAGCUCCGAAAAUGACAAGAUCUUGCCAUUUUUGGAAAGUCAUUAUGCCACCAUUAUCAAUUCGUUUGACACUUCCAUUUCCAUCUUAAAGCAAUUAUCCCAAUCUUCAAAACCUUCAAUUAGUCAAAAAUCAAAAAUUGGUCAAAAAAGCAGGUCAAGGAUGAUUGAAACCUCUAAUCUUGAGCCUGAUGGCUACGCAUGGAGAAAAUAUGGUGAAAAGCCGAUCCUCAACACAAAGCACCCUAGGUCAUCUAAGGCACUUUCUCCGUGUAAGACUACUAAUAAUCCUCCCCCAUGCCUUGUUGAUUCGAUGAACAACCCUAACCCACCAGUAGUAAGCAACGCGAUUAUUGGUGAUGUCAAUCAACAACAAGAUGUGGUGUUCUCUUCAAGUUUGUUCAUGAGUGCAAAUUAUAUGGCUAGUUCAUCUGUGAACAUAGACGGGUGCGAUUUGAUGGCGGGUUAUGAGCAAUUAUAUGAUAUGGAUGGUGCGUUGCAACUGCAAGACAUCCCUUUUGGGGAGAUGAAUCUUUCGCCUAUGUGGGAGUAA
Molecule: messenger RNA, 681 nt
Organism: Chenopodium quinoa (quinoa)
Lineage: Eukaryota; Viridiplantae; Streptophyta; Magnoliopsida; Caryophyllales; Amaranthaceae
Exons: 3
Coding region: 1-681 (226 amino acids)
Biological process (GO): regulation of DNA-templated transcription
Molecular function (GO): sequence-specific DNA binding; DNA-binding transcription factor activity
Source: RefSeq, a predicted model, not a curated record